Dermacentor albipictus is the source of this 417-nucleotide messenger RNA. NCBI's taxonomy places the organism in Eukaryota, Metazoa, Arthropoda, Arachnida, Ixodida, Ixodidae. The record is from RefSeq and is a predicted model, not a curated record.
AUGCCGGAAUGCUCUUCACCGCGAGUGUGGUUCACAUUCUAUCAUCAUCAUCAGCAGCAGCAGCAGCAGCAGCAGCAGCAGCAGCAGCAGCAGCAGCAGCAGCAGCCCGGGAAACGUCAUGUUGCCACUCCUCUUGCAUACGCUAAUAGCGUGGAACCCAGUUCGUCUUGCCUCUUUGUGCACAGGAGAAAGGAUUUGGUUGACUGGUUGUUGGACGAGAAGAAGAAGAAGAAGGAGAAGAAGAAGAAGAUGAAGAAGAAGAAGAAGAAGAAGAUGAAGAAGAUGAAGGAGAAGGAGAAGAAGAAGAAGUGCCUCGAUCGACCUGCCGCGCGUGAGACGCUGUCGCGUGGAGUUUUCGGUAUGAGAGCUGUGCGUCCCACGUCCCUCGGCUGUCACGCGUACGGGUUAUCGGGAUGA